Colletotrichum godetiae is the source of this 1609-nucleotide messenger RNA. RefSeq lists its product as uncharacterized. Gene Ontology annotation, biological process: positive regulation of transcription by RNA polymerase II. The transcript is spliced from 2 exons. Lineage: Eukaryota; Fungi; Ascomycota; Sordariomycetes; Glomerellales; Glomerellaceae. Gene Ontology annotation, cellular component: nucleus. The record is from RefSeq and is a predicted model, not a curated record. The annotation marks the transcript as partial. Gene Ontology annotation, molecular function: DNA-binding transcription factor activity, RNA polymerase II-specific; transcription cis-regulatory region binding; zinc ion binding.
CAAUAGUUUCGCGUCUCUUGUUGAUAACUUCUGUUAACCAUUGUGCCCUCCUACUUGUCUUUCUGAAUAAAUCUCUCUUCCACUGGUCAACACCAUGACCAUCCCUCACGCAUUUCCAUCUGAUUUCUCAUUAUCUAUGGUCCCGUGCCGACGGCUGCGCAAAUGCUUGAGCAACACAAAAAGCAUCAUCGCCAGCCAUGCUUGAAGAUGCCACGAUAAGACCCCGCCGGUGGAGUCGAUCAACAAGUGGAUGCAUUACCUGCGCGCGAUCGAAGGUCAAAUGCUCAGAAGACCGGCCUACCUGUCAGCGAUGCAGCCGCCUACAGCGACACUGUCAGUGGCGGGGAGACUAUGUUUCCCUCCGAGAACGAAGGCGUGGGUUUGGCCCUGUCAAAUCCCGCCUUCAAUACGUGCCUCCUCCGAUCUUGCCAUCGAACAACAUUACCAGGCAUACCAUCCAGGAUACGCCCGAAAGCGACGAAAGCCCAAUCGACUGGGGAGAGUGUCCCCCCUUGACAUCAGUGGAAGAAAUCGAGUCGACGACUACGACUUAUUCUGUUAUGAACAAUACAACGCACUUUGACGAGCGUGUGGCCUUGGAGGUUAUAUUUGGUCAGAACGCGGCAGUGGCGUCACCUUUGGCAAUGCUGAGCGCUCGACAUAUACCGUCCCGAUGUUCAAUUCUCUUUGACCCCCUGGAGCAGGACGCUCUCUACUUCUUCGAGAAUGUGUUCGCAAAGUGUAGUCCCAAGACCUUUCUGUGGUCCAAGCUGGCUAUCCUGCUUCACCAUGCCUACGACGACGCCACGGUCAUGCACCUAUUGCUGGCUUCGUGUCUUGGUACCGUUGCUCGGAAUCACCCAGACCGUAUGGUUUUGACCUCCGCCAAGUCUCAUUUCAAAAUGGGUACUAGCAAAUUUAUUGACCGAACCCAAGACCCGACAUGCAAUUACACCAAAACCUUGAUGGCCUUCUGGCUGUUACAGCUGACGUACCGUGCAAUCUGGGACGAUAAAUGCCGUCGGGCUAUGAAGAAGCUCAGUUCCGCCAUGGCAGACUAUAUUCAUAAGCAUCGCCUUCUGAAGCUCUUCCAUCCCGGGGAGAGCCCUAUCGGAAAUCUCUCUGGCAGCACGUCUCCUGGAAAGGACUCCGUCUUUGACACGCUGUCUAUUCAUCUGGUAAUGCCUGCAAACAAAAGUCUUGUCGCGAGUCUCUUGCUAUUCAUUGCGUACGAGGACCUAGACUCUGAAACUUGCGGCUUUGGAGGCGACGUUUCUCGCCUGGUUCUUUCCGGCGAUGAUACAUCUCGCUCCCUAUUUGCGUGUUCUCGGAAUGUCCACGUUGACUUCUUUGGGUCAUUGUAUCCAUGUGAGGAGCUGAUGGAUGACGUGGAGCGGUCGAAGCCGCUGGAAUUCCACUUCUUCGCAAACGUCUGCCUUGAUCGACUGCACCGACUCCGCGCAUCAUCCGGCGAUGAUGUAGACAAGCUCAAGGGCAUAGUUACCACGCUGCAUCGCCUACGAGAGGAACAUUCGACCAUAUUCCGCUUGGCAGAAGCCCCAAAUUCAGCUGACGCAAAGUUGAUCACAACAUCCUACAACAUCGUGGC